AUGGCGCCAUCCUCUGCAGCUCCCACUACGCAGCGUCUCCUCCGCGAACUAAAAGACUACACGAAUUCUCCGAACGAGGCCCUCUUACACCUAGGGCCCGUAACCGAUGAUGAUCUCCUCCGUUGGGAAGCAGUCCUUAAAGGAGUCAAGGGAACACCAUACGAAGAUGGACUCUGGUCCCUAUCCAUAGACAUCCCACCCACCUACCCCCUCUCACCACCCACCAUCCGCUUCAAAACCCGCAUCUCGCAUCCCAAUAUCUCCUUCACCACCGGCGAGAUCUGUCUCACACUAUUGACAACCGAGCACUGGAGUCCCGUGUACACGCUAUCCACUACCCUCACGGCAAUUCAGCAUCUAUUGACGGACCCGAGCCCUGAUUCACCGCUAAACGUCGAUGUCGCGGCCUUGUUGAGGGAUGGGGAUAUUCCCGCGUGGGAGAGCAUUGUCAGAUUCUGGACGGAGGAAGAGAGGUGGCAGGGUGCACAGGGACUGGGACAGGGGCAGAAGGUUUGA
Molecule: messenger RNA, 516 nt
Organism: Aspergillus tanneri
Lineage: Eukaryota; Fungi; Ascomycota; Eurotiomycetes; Eurotiales; Aspergillaceae
Gene: pex4
Product: putative ubiquitin conjugating enzyme (UbcJ)
Exons: 2
Coding region: 1-516 (171 amino acids)
Source: RefSeq, a predicted model, not a curated record